GCUGGACAGUCUCCACCUCGGGAGGCCCUGGAGCCCAGAGAGCCGCCCCCCCGCCGCCGCCCCCAUCUCGGAGAAGAGAAAGCUGCGUAAACAAGACUGUCGGAACCCCGCGCGGCUUCCUCGGAUCAGCGCUGGGACCCCCUGGCGCUCGUCCUGGCGCCCGUCCUUGCGCGCUCCGCGCGCCAAGCAGGGGAAACAGGCGCCGAUCCAAGACAUCUGCGCGGAGCUCCAAAAGUUUGUGCGAGUGCAGUGUUUUCUUCUGCGGCCGUCGCCCCCCAUGGCGCGCCACGAAGCCGCCCGGCCUGGGGAGGACGGGGAGCUGGGCGGCGCCGCGGCCGAUGGGGCGCUGGCCGUGUCGCCCGAGGAGCUCCAGCUGCUCGCCGAGAUCCGCGCGAUGGAAAUUGACAUGUCGCUGAUGGACCUCCGCGGUCAGCUGGAGGCCCAGGAGGCCUUCCUCGAGCAGUGGCAGAAGGAUCUCGAGAAGGAGAAGGGUGCCCCUCGUGAAGCGCGGGCGAGCCUGGAGAGCGCGCAGCGGCAGGUUGCGGAUCUGCGGCGGCACAUCGGCCAGCUGGAGGAUUCGCGCCCCCCGAGGCCCAAUCCGGCGCCGCCGACGGAAGAGGACACGCAGGCGCCGGCGCCCCGGGCGUGCGACGGGGCCACGGAGAGGGCGGAGAUGACGGCCCCGCUGGCACGGCCUUGGCGCGUGCCGCCGAGGCCGGAGCCGCGGCCACUGCGGCCUGCGGCAGCCCAGUGGGGGGACGCCGCCCUGCUGGGGACCGCCCUGGCCUCUGGCCAAGCCGCCUGCGGCCCCCGCCCCGCCCAAGCUGCCCGAGCAGACGGCGCGGCGCGCCGUGGCGCGCGCCUCCCCCUCGCCGGGCCCGGAGGCCUCGCCGACCGCGGCUGCCGUUCCCGUCAGGCGCUCCAGCUCCAAAGGAGCUGUGGCGCGCACCGUGUCGGGCCAGCGGGCGCCAAGCCCAGGCGCGGGCAUUGGCUACCCGCGCCGCGGCGAUGCGCAGCUCCCGCCCGCCGUGGCGCGGUCUCCGGCUCGGCGAGGCUCGGGGCCCCCGUCGAGGUAGCCGCGGCGGCCGCGCCGCCGCCGCCGCCCGUGAGCGGGAGUCAGAAGCUCCGCGGCGCGGGCGCGGGCCGGCCGGCAGUAAAGGGCGCCGCGUUCUGAGAAAAGAUCAAACGAGAUCACACGAGAUGUUUUUGCCUCCCGAUCCGGGUCCCUCCAGAACUACUGGAGAGCGGCAGUCAGGGCGCUGUGCCAACUGCUGGGCCUCGGGCGCCUUGCCUGUCGGGCAUUGCGUAGUCCGCGUGUAGCAGAAAGCGGCAUAAGCAUCAUUGCUCUAAGGUCCGAACGGAUUACUUGCAUCUGCGCUGCACCCCCUGGCGGCGCCCGGCGCCGCCCUGGCGCGCUCCGCGCGCCAGAGAAGGGGGUCCAGCGCUAAUCCACGAAAGGUUGCGGAUUUCGG
Prorocentrum cordatum is the source of this 1472-nucleotide messenger RNA. The record is from the annotation of a GenBank genome assembly. Lineage: Eukaryota; Dinophyceae; Prorocentrales; Prorocentraceae.